Heteronotia binoei (common prickly gecko) is the source of this 2601-nucleotide messenger RNA. Its product is annotated as NACHT, LRR and PYD domains-containing protein 3-like. The coding region runs from base 1 to 2601 and encodes 866 amino acids. Gene Ontology annotation, cellular component: cytoplasm. The record is from RefSeq and is a predicted model, not a curated record. Lineage: Eukaryota; Metazoa; Chordata; Lepidosauria; Squamata; Gekkonidae. The transcript has 6 exons. Gene Ontology annotation, molecular function: protein binding.
AUGGAGGAGCCGUUGGAAGGAGCUCUCCUUUUCGCCCUGGACGACCUGCGCGGGGACAACUUCAAGCGCUUUAAGAACCAGCUGGCCUUCCUGAAGGUGGAGGGGAAGGCGCCCAUCCCCUGGAGCCAGCUGCGGGAGGCUGACACCGUGGACACCGUGCAGCUGAUGCUGGAGGUCUACGGCGAGGAAGGGGCCCGAGACGUGGCCGUGGAGGUCCUGAAGCUCGUCGGCCUGCGGGGUUCUGCCUCCAGGCUCCAGAAGUGGAAACAGAACGAUUGCAGGAAGAAAUACCAACAGCACAUCCAGAAGACGUUUCGGAGCAGGUGGGAACAGCCCAUCCAUCCAGGCACAACGGUGAGUCUCCAACAAAGCUACACAGACUUGCUUCUAACCAGAACCUCCCGUCUGCAGGAGAGAGCUCGUGAACUGGUGGCCACGGAAUGGAAACACUGGGAGAUGGAGGCCCACCCAGGAGACAACCUCAAGGUCAGUCUGGAGACUCUGUUUGAUUUGGACCCCCAGGGCCAAAGUUCCCGGACCACCGUGUUGCUGGGGCCUGUUGGAGUGGGGAAAACCACGGCCAUGUGGAAGGUCCUGCUGGACUGGGCAUCCGGCAAGCUUUGGCCGCAAAGAUUUGACUAUGUCUUCUACAUCCCUGGGGGAGCUGUGGACUGCAACAGCGAGCCCAUGAGUGUAGCUGAGCUGGUACUUGGUGGCUGUCCUCCAGGAACGCUUCAAGUAGAGGACAUCUUUGCCAACCAAGACCGCAUCUUGGUCAUUGUGGAUGGUUUCGAUGAGCUGACGCGCUGUGGUCGCCCGAGCGAGAUGCUGAGCGGUGACCUACGCAUAAAGCAAGCCCCUGAGAACUUGGUGAUGGCCCUGCUUGGGAAGAAGCUCCUCGCCAAAAGCCACCUCCUCGUGACCUCAAAGCCCACGGCUCUCGGCUCCCUCCAGCUGAGCCUAAAAUCACCGCAGUUUUUGGAGGUUCUGGGGUUCCACCCGGCUCAGAGAGAAGAGUAUUUCCAACGCUUCUUUGGGGACCAAGAAGAAGCCACCCGAGCCUUCGAAACCAUACGGAGAAACGAAACCCUUUUCAGCCUGUGCUUCCUUCCUGUGGUCUGUUGGAUUAUCUGCUCCGCCGUCAGACAGGAACCACAAAGUGAUCUUCUCCAGGAGAUCCCAGAGACAGCAACGCUUACUGAAAUUCACCUGAUGCUCCUCUUCCAUGUCCUCAAGGGUCGCUCCGGGCCGAGCAACCUGGAUGCUCUAUGCUCCCUGGCUAGAGAGGGCUUGCUCCGAAAGACAGUGGUCUUGGAUGAAGAAAUCCUGAAGGCGCACGGCCUCAGCUGUCCAGACCUUGAAGCCCUUUCUGCUAGCGGCUGUGUUCUCCGCCAAGACGUCUUAAGAGCGGCCACCUACCAGUUCACCUGUUUAAGUUUCCAGGAGUUCUUUGCAGCCUUGUUCUUCCUUCUGGAGAAAGAUGGUAGCUCUGUGUCCUCUCUGACGGACCUGAAUAAAGUUCUGGGGAGCCAGAAGGAAUGCAGCAGGGACCGCUUCCUGCUGGUGCGCUUCCUCUUUGGCCUCUCCAACACAAGGAGGCUGAGUGCCCUGCAGAAAAUGUGGCGCUGCCAGACCUCCAGAAGGGGACUCUUGCAGGAAUUGUUGAGGUGGGUGGAAGAAGACGCCAAGCGCCAUUCUUUCAGGAAACCGGAGCACCUGCUGGAGUUGUGCCGUUGCGUCUAUGAGGUGAAGGACGUUGAGUUUGCCAAGAGCGUGAUGGGACAUGUUCCCAGCCUAGAUCUUCGAGAUCAGCUCUCCACCAAGCUGGACUUUGCAGCAUUUUCCUUUUGCCUGUCAGCUUCGGAGGCGUCCCACUCGCUUCGGCUCUCUGGCUAUGCGUUGGGGCCUGCAGGACUACAGCAGCUCUUACCUGGACUGAAGAUGUCUUCAGACAUCCAGCUGAACGGCUGUGGACUGUCGACUGCUGCGUGUGAAACUCUCGCCUCAGUGGUGGAGACCAACCCGGGCCUGACCACUCUGGACCUGGGUGGGAAUCCACUGCAUGAUUUGGGCAUGGUCUGCUUGUGUCGCAGACUGAUCAGCUCCAGGCAUCAGCUCCAGAGUCUCCGGCUGAAUUCUUGCAAUCUCACAGCUGCAGCUUGCGAGUCCCUUUCGCAGUUCCUGGCAUCCAACCAGUGCCUAAGAGAGCUGGACCUGGAAGAGAAUCACCUGGGAGAUCGGGGAGUCCAGCAGCUGUGUGAAGGGCUGAAGCAUCCGCAAUCCAGGCUGCAAAAACUCACGCUACAUUCUUGUGGGCUCACGGCUGCCGUAUGCAAGGACUUGGCUUCUGUCCUGGAGACCAGUGAGACCCUGAUGGAGUUGGGCUUGGGAGAGAACCAGCUGGGAGAUGAAGGCAUCAGGCAGCUGAGCGUGGUGCUGAAAAGGCCGAGCUGCAGGCUCCAGAGACUGGCGCUGACAAUGAGUUUUUUCAGUCGAAUCACCAAGAAGAAGCUGCAGGCGGCUUGCGCCGCACACCCUCACCUCCUCCUGGUCUCCUACUACCCACCUGGUUUCCCAGCUUUCCCAGGAGAAGACGGAUAA